AUGGGGUUUUGUGGCCCGUCUACCAAUGCACUCAGUGUGGAAACGGGCGUUUUGGCUAAUGAGUGUUACGUUGAUGUUCUUAACAUCAUUCCUCACAGCGUGUUUUUCUUGAUCAGCGUAUCUAUCCUAGUUGCUUGGAGACAUUCAUUCUUUGGGAAGCUAAACAUCGUAACCUGGGUGCACUUUCAAGGCCACACUCUACGAUGGAUCAUCACGCUGAGUUUGUUGUGUCUGAACGUUGUGGAGAUUGCAGAAGGAGUUUUACUUGCCUCCUUGGACCCCGGCCAUCUCAGAUAUCACGUGUUCAUUCCACAGUGUAUCUCCACAAUCAGUACUGGCAUCAGCAUCGCAUACUAUCACAGUGUGGAAAUGUGGAACUCCCCUCGAUUCCUAGUCUUACUGUUACUAUACUGGUCAGGUUCUGUGACGUGUAAAAUUCUGAAAAUCGUGUCUAUAACCUCAGAUGGUGUAGAACUGACAGAUGUCCGUUUCUGGCUUACGUUAAUCGGUAUAGUCUUCUACUCAGUCCUCCUCCUAAUUGAGCUCAAUGUGCUUAGGAUUCAGCGUUACGCCCUGUUCAAGGAGAAGAAUCUGCUCCAACCCCUUGAUGAGAUUGCGGAGACACGUUACAUCUAUAGUUACGUAAACUUUCUGUCUAAGGCAACUUUCUGGUGGAUCUUAGGCUUGUUGAGGGAAGGGUACAAACACGUGCUGGACCUGCAACACCUUGGGCGACUACCAAGCACUGAACAUGCGAAAACAAACCUGGCUAAACUCCACAGAACCUUUGAAGAGGAGAAGAUACGGGCAGGUAAUCGUGGAGGAGAGCCAUCCUUAACACGGAGUUACCUGAAGGCCUUCUGGCCAAUGCUGGCACUAGCAGGGGUCUACAAACUGCUGGGGGACCUGCUGGGCUUUGUGGGACCAUGGUUUAUUGAGGCUAUUGUGGAUUAUGCCUAUGUGACCAGGGACAGGACGGUGCUGGAUAAUGUCACCCACAACGCUACAGUUGACAGGUAUGUCCACGUGGACAGUUUCUUCAGCAAUGGCUACGUACUGUCCGCGACCCUCUUUUUCACCUGUUUGCUGCAGAAGACAUUCCUUCAAAAUCACCAUUUUCUUGUGAUCAGAGAGGCCAUUAGGCUGAGGAAUUCUGUACAGGGUAUGGUGUACGAGAAGGCCCUGCGUUUAUCCACUCUGAUGUUAUCGUCCGACAAGCUUUCCACAGGCCAGAUUCUCAACUACAUGUCCACAGACGCCUACUUCCUACAUAAUCUCUUCUUCAUGAUGCAUUAUAUAUGGGCUGUUCCUGUACAGAUGACAAUAGCUUUUGUGCUGAUGUACAUGAAACUGGGAAUCUCAGCUGUUAUUGGAGCUUCUGUUGUGGUGCUUGUCGUCCCGUUCCAGUAUUUGGUCGCCAGAACCCUGUCAAAGCUCCAGAAAAAAAUACUGCACUACUCAGAUGAGCGAAUGAAGAAGACCACGGAGCUGGUCCACGGUAUCCGUGCACUCAAACUCUUCACUUGGGAGACGCUGUUUUGUAAGAGGGUGGAAGCCAUGAGAAAGGAAGAGAUGAAGUUUGUCCUCAGGCAUUCUCUCUUACUAGGAUUGAUGGAUUUCAUCACUGUAGGAACCCCAGUUGCAGGCAUGCUAAUUACCUUCUCCGUCUACACCCUAGUGGAAGAGGAACCUAUGACAUCUGGGCGGGUCUUCUCCACUGUCGCGCUCUUUAACGUUUUCCUUUUACCGCUGUUCACCUUUACCCUCGUGUUGCAUAAUAUCGUCAAUGCCCGUGUCAGUGCCAAUCGAAUUGUCCCAUUCCUAAUGGCUCCUGAGGUUGAGGGGUUGAGUCUUCAUGAUGAUCACAUGACCUCAGAGGCAAUACAGGCGGCGGAGGAGGGCGAGGAACGAGUGGAGUUUGGCCAUGACUUAAGCGUAAGAUUUCAAAUUGGAUCUGGAAAGUUCCUGACAUCUGCCUCCAGAAAAAGCUCGGAGGGAUUUAACCAUGGACAGAAGCAAAACUCAUCAACAGAAAAACUUCAGGCACCGAUGAAGAAGAUACGAAAGCACAGCGCACCGCCGAGAAUGAUAACGGGAUUGGAUGCAAGAAAACACAAAGAUAUGCGACCAAAACCCUCUUCAAACUCCCUUAACGCCAGUCAACUGGUACCCCUGGACCCGGGCCGUAAGAGUGGCCAAUCAAGUAGCUCCUCUGUGGAUAAGAAUGAGUAUCAUGCAGGAACGACCUCUGACCCUGACUCCGACACUGAACAGCCUGUCAUGGUGUCUAGUUCGGUAUCCACAGAGGAUGUGUCUGACAUCAAGACAGGCCUAGGGGAGUCUCUGGUCGAGGUACGAAACUCUGUGGAAGUCAAGGGAGGCAACUUCUGCUGGGAGUUUGACAGUGAUCAGCCUUUUCUGAAAAAUAUCUCGGUGAAAAUUCCAGUCGGUAAGCUGACGGUUGUGAUCGGCCAGGUUGGGUCGGGGAAGUCUUCCCUCCUCUCUGCUCUACUCGGGGAGAUGAUCACCCUAUCAGGGACACUGGAAUGGUGCCGAGGGACCAAAAUAGCGUAUGUAGCUCAGAAACCCUGGAUUUUGAAUACAUCCCUGAGAAACAACAUUCUUGGUGGUCAGCCAUUUGUCUGGAAAAAGUACAAACGGAUUCUAGCUGCCUGUGCUUUGAAUACAGACAUCGAGCUAUUACCUGGUGGUGAUUUGACGGAGAUCGGAGAAAAGGGUAUAAAUCUGAGUGGAGGACAGAAACAGCGAGUCUCUAUUGCUAGGGCAUUGUACUCUGAAGCCAACACUGUCUUGUUGGAUGAUCCACUUUCAGCAUUGGACAGUCACGUGGCGAAACAUGUGUUCAACACGGCCAUUACACAACGCCUGAUCAGAAAGAAACACACAGUGAUCCUGGUGACCCAUGCCGUCCAGUACCUGUGCAGAGCUCAUCACAUAAUCGUGAUGAAGGAUGGGAAGGUCAAGCAUCAAGGAAGUUUAGGGGACAUCAAGAAAGCUGACCCACAGCUAUACGAGUCAUGGAGGCUCACUUUGAGAGAGGCCAAGAAGAAGGAAGAGAAUGAGCAAAGUUCCGUGACUCCCCUGAGCCCAUGUGUGGGUCAAGGCCCGGCUCAGACACAGAGCAGGUCAAGUUGGACGUGGAAAGUCAGUCACGCAGGGUCACUUCAGUCCCAGGGAAUGCGGUUGCUAGGCGUGGCUUCGGGUAGACAACUGUCCAAAUUGUCCGUGAUGACAGAGGCUAGCUCAGAGGAUGGAGAUGGUUUGGACAAUGGUGACAGCACCACGGGUCAGCUAAUUAAGGAGGAGCACAAGGAGACUGGGUCCGUAUCACGACACAUCUACUUCUCCUUCCUGCGUGCCUGCUCCCUCUGGUUGGUCGUGCUCCUGGUGGUCUUAAAGUUGGCCCGUCAGUCCCUGGUGGUGGCCGCGGACUACUGGCUGUCUGUGUGGGCGGGGCGUGUGGACGCUGUGGUCAGGUACAACACUACUGGCUUACAGGAGCUGACAGACAAGGAGACAGGUUACUACAUCCACGUAUACUUCAUUCUCUGCGUAUCUGCCGUCCUGCUUACCCUGAUCACAACCCUGGCAGAACAGUUCAUCAUCUUCAUGGCCGCCUGUCGUCUGCAUCUCCGGAUGCUGAGGAACAUCAUCCUGUCACCUAUUAGGUUUUUCGACACGACGCCUAGUGGCCGUAUUUUAAAUCGAUUUUCAGCUGACACAGCUGCCAUUGAUCUGAAAAUGGGAGCACGUGUGGCACACUUAUCGCGCUCUGUGUUAGGCUGUGUGGCAGGUGUGGUUGUCGUGACGAUCAGUACACCUUACUUCCUCUUACUCAUCAUCCCUCUGACAGUACUCUACAUCAUGGUACAGAAGUUCUACCUGGCCACAUCCAGGGAGUUACAGCGACUAGAUAGUUUGACCAAGUCACCCCUUUUCUCUCAUUUCUCAGAGACCCUUAACGGGUUACAGACAAUCCGAGCCUUUGGCCAUCAGAAAGUGUUUCUGGAGAAAGCUCUGUUUCAUAUUGAUAACAACACGAUCCCAUACCUCUUCCUCCACACGGUCAACAGAGUGAUGGGAAUCUUCCUGGAUUACAUGGGCUCCCUGAUCGUGUUUGCCGCAGCCAUGUUCAGCUUGACCUCUGCCCUCUACGGGAACACAGACCCUGCCUUUAUUGGGAUGAGUAUCGCUUACGCCCUCAUGAUGUGUGAUGGGUUAAACUGGGCGAUUCGCUGUGCAGCAGAUGUGGAGCUUCAGAUGAAUGCUGUGGAGAGAAUUAAAGAGUAUUCAGAAUUACCUCAGGAACCGUACAACAGCUCAGGUAAAUCUGUCAGUCAGUCAGUCGUGAAUGCUGUGGAGAGAAUUAAAGAGUAUUCAGAAUUACCUCAGGAACCGUACAACAGCUCAGUCAGUCAGAUGAAUGCUGUGAAGAGAAUUAAAGAGUAUUCAGAAUUACCUCAGGAACCGUACAACAGCUCAGGUUACAUAUCCUUGCCAUCAGACGAGACCUGGCCUACUGGUGGGGAGAUUUGCUUCUCUGAAGUCAGUGUUCGUUACGCCAAAGAUUUGGAACCUGUUUUGAGAAACAUCAGUUUUACAAUUAAAGCCAAAGAAAAGGUUGGUUUAUGUGGGAGAACGGGCAGUGGGAAAACCUCGCUCACCUCUUCACUGUUCCGGAUCCUGGAUAUAUUUGAGGGAAGUAUCCUGAUAGAUGGCAAGGAUAUCACAAAGAUCCCGCUGACGCAACUGCGGUCAGCCAUCACAGCCAUACCUCAGGACCCCCUGCUCUUCUCAGGCACUGUCAGGUAUAACUUGGACCCUGAAGGACUGAAAGAUGAUGAAGAGAUCUGGUCUGCAUUAGACAUGGCACAGCUCAAAGAUACAGUGACGCUGAUCACAAACAAACUGGAUGGUAUGAUAACAGAAGGUGGGGAAAACUUCAGUGUUGGACAGCGACAGCUGUUCUGUUUUGCACGUGCUUUGUUGAGGAAGAGUAAAAUCCUCAUCCUCGAUGAGGCAACCGCAUCCGUGGAUGCCGUCACGGACAGUCUUAUUCAGGAUGUCAUCGCCAAGGCCUUCGCAGACAAAACAGUCAUCACUGUCGCUCACCGUAUAUCUACCAUUGAAUCAUACGACAAAGUCAUCGUUCUGGAGGAGGGACACAUUAUUGAGAUGGACAGCCCAGCAACACUUCUCAACAACCAGGACAGCUUUUUCUACAGACUGGCCAGGCAGCACAAAGACUAGAGGAUAGAGGAUUGUUUGCAAUUGAGGAUCAUUCAGUUCACAUUUCCAUUCAUACAGGAUUUCACUUUAAACCAAAUUGUUAUGUUAAUAUAUGAAGUUUUCAUGAGAGGAUCAUGGCAUCAUGGCUCUUCAUGUAAGGUUUCAUGUCAGUUCUUGCGUGCAAGGUUUCACAUUUGAUCUGAAGUUUUCAGUUGAGUGUCCUGCGCUUCACAUGCGGUUACAUGUCUUUCAUGUAAGUUUCAAUAUUAACCCACUUGAUAUGGUGUUCUUCAGUUGAAUGUUGUCCAUUUCAAAUUCAUGUACUUGUCGUUUAAAGCUUUGGUUAUUGACCAACUUGAUACACUGUUUUUCAGUUGAGUUUUUUGCAUUUCAAAUUCAUGUACUUUCAUGUAAACCAAACGUCUGGUUAUUAACCAACUCGAAACAAGAUCAUGUACUUUCAUGUAAACCAGACGUUUGGCUGUUAAGCAA
Molecule: messenger RNA, 5742 nt
Organism: Liolophura sinensis
Lineage: Eukaryota; Metazoa; Mollusca; Polyplacophora; Chitonida; Chitonidae
Product: ATP-binding cassette sub-family C member 9-like
Biological process (GO): transmembrane transport; potassium ion transport
Cellular component (GO): membrane
Molecular function (GO): ATP binding; ATP hydrolysis activity; sulfonylurea receptor activity
Source: RefSeq, a predicted model, not a curated record